Messenger RNA from Cygnus olor (mute swan), 1170 nucleotides. RefSeq names its product TP53 regulating kinase (gene TP53RK). The record is from RefSeq and is a predicted model, not a curated record. Gene Ontology annotation, molecular function: ATP binding; protein serine/threonine kinase activity. Gene Ontology annotation, cellular component: EKC/KEOPS complex; cytosol; nucleus. Gene Ontology annotation, biological process: protein phosphorylation. NCBI's taxonomy places the organism in Eukaryota, Metazoa, Chordata, Aves, Anseriformes, Anatidae.
AGUCCCUCGGGGGACUAGGGGUUGCACAUCUCCCGGCAGAGCCGUGGGAUUUCAGGGUGCCACGAGGCCCCAGACAGCUGCUCCCCGGACGGGGGGGCUGCACGCCGAUGCUGGGGCCGGGCGGUGGCUCCAAGACUGUCCCGGGAGCGCUGAGGAGGAAAAAUCCCAGCGGGGCCGGGCCGGCGCGGGCCCACCACGCAGCGGCCGCCCAAGAUGGCGGAGCACAGCUGCGCGACGCGCAUGCGCGCUGCGGUCUCGGCGCCUAAGAUGGCGGCGGCCGGCAGUGUUGAGGCCGUGGAAGGGGCUGCGGUGGCUGUGGGGGGCUCGGCCGAAGCGGCCGCGCCGGGCCCUGCGGUGGGCGAGGCUCCGCCGCUGCCGGGGCUGCAGCUGGUGCAGCAGGGCGCUGAGGCGCGGGUGUACCGGGGGCGCUUCCUGGGGCGGGCGGCCGUGGUGAAGCUCCGCUUCCCGAAGCGGUACCGGCACCCGGCGCUGGAGGAGCGGCUCAGCCGGCGGCGCACGGCGCAGGAGGCGCGCUCCUUGCUGCGGUGCCGCCGGGCAGGGAUUCCGGCCCCAGUGGUCUACUUCGUGGAUUAUGUGACCAACUGCAUAUAUCUCGAAGAUAUCGUAGGCUCGAUUACUGUUCAAGACCACAUUAAUUCCGUACAAGACAGUGGAAAUGACACCAGUAGCCUCCUUAAUUUAGCAGAGAAGAUGGGCGAGCUGUUAGCAAGGAUGCACGAUGAAGACCUUAUACACGGGGAUCUGACGACUUCCAAUGUACUUCUGCGACCACCUGCUGAGAAGCUGGACUUGGUGUUGAUAGAUUUUGGACUCAGUUUUAUUUCAGGUCUUCCAGAGGAUAAAGGGGUUGAUUUAUAUGUUCUGGAAAAAGCCUUCCUUAGUACUCAUCCCAAUACAGAAACUCUGUUCAAAGCCCUACUAAAGGCCUAUGCAGCAACGUAAAAGUCUGGCCCUGUGAUGAAAAGGCUGGAUGAAGUGAGGCUAAGGGGAAGGAAGAGAUCCAUGGUGGGGUGAAAGAGAGCAGGCAUCGGGAUGGAGAAAUGUUGCUACUUAGGUUCUACGAGUAUGGUUAUUUAUACUUCCAGUUGGUUUUAUUUCACAGGUUACUAUUUUGAUAACUGUGUCUUACAUUAAAUAAAAAUGAAUUUG